Messenger RNA from Solanum lycopersicum (tomato), 1020 nucleotides. RefSeq lists its product as uncharacterized. NCBI's taxonomy places the organism in Eukaryota, Viridiplantae, Streptophyta, Magnoliopsida, Solanales, Solanaceae. The record is from RefSeq and is a predicted model, not a curated record.
AUGGGUUGUGUUCUUAGUUCUAUUGAAAAAGCUCCACCAAAUUCUAAUAUCGAAUUACAGUCCGCAUCUACUCAUAGAUCUCCACCAUUAACCCUUCCAUUUCUAGAACAAGAAGAAGAAGUCAAGGAAAUUCUAUCGGAAAUUCCGAUUAUUAUCAAUAACCCCAUAAACCAUAGUAUUCAUGACCAACAAAAUAAUAUUCUCGAAAAAAAAUUCUCUAUCGAAAAAAGUCAGUCCCGUAACAUUCAUGACACUCAUGUUUUCAAAAUAGCAAGAAUUUUCAAUCCAAAAGACGAAUUCUCCCGGGUCGGGUCAGAUCAAAACGAGAUCGCCCGAGAGCCUAGUAAGAGAAUACGGGUCGGGUCAGACCCGAAAGAGAUGACCAAAGAACUCAGUAAGAGCAUCCGGGUCGAGUCAGAUACGAUCAAAGAUCUCGGCGGACAUAUUCGGGUCGGGUCGGAUCCAAAAGAGAUGAUCACAGAAUUCCGGCAGAGGUCUCCAGCAAAUUACCGGAACAAUACAUCUCCAGUUAGAAGAUCCGGCAACUUAUCCGGGUCGGGUCGGGUCCGGAACACAUCUCCAGCUAGAAAAUCUGAUCAACUAUCCGGGUCGGGUCAGAUUCGAAACACAUCUCCCGCUAGAAAAUCCGAUCACUUAUCCGGGUCGGGUCUUAUUCGGAAUCAUUCUCCGGGUCGGGUCGGGUCGAGAAAGAAUACGGGCGGGUUAUCGAGAAAAGAUAAUGGUGAGAGUUCAUGCCGGAGAUCGAGGUCACCGGUGAUAUGUGGAGAUCAAAAUAACGGAGGAACGAGGAAUAGCAUAAGUCGAUGCCCGUCUACGAGGAAAUCCGGUAAGUCACCGGGAAGGGUGAGAUCGGAAUUGGGUGACCGGCGCCGGAGUCCGGCGGAGGCUGGAAAUGGUAAUAGAGAAAAUAAUAAUAAUUACAAGAGGUCUUUAACAAGUGGAAAUAAUGAAUCUAUUGAAAAUCCACUUGUGACCUUAGAAUGUUUUAUUUUUAUUUAA